Messenger RNA from Penicillium oxalicum, 237 nucleotides. RefSeq lists its product as uncharacterized. The transcript has a single exon. NCBI's taxonomy places the organism in Eukaryota, Fungi, Ascomycota, Eurotiomycetes, Eurotiales, Aspergillaceae. The record is from RefSeq and is a predicted model, not a curated record. The coding region runs from base 1 to 237 and encodes 78 amino acids.
AUGAAGAUCAUUCUCGAGGACCAAUUCGAGAAUUCCGACGAGAUGGGCCAAACAGUGACUGCGUCGCCGGGAGAUGUGUUUUCUUUUUUCAAGGGAGCCGGAAUUUCAUUGAUUACAGAUGGCUUUGGAUUAGUGUUCUACAGGGGUGUUCUCUCUCCCCCCUCCAUGGUUUGGGAAUAUCUGGUUCAAAAAAGCCUCAGACACAGUCAAGGUGAGAAAGAUAUCAAGAACCUGUGA